Messenger RNA from Marchantia polymorpha subsp. ruderalis, 1695 nucleotides. NCBI's taxonomy places the organism in Eukaryota, Viridiplantae, Streptophyta, Marchantiopsida, Marchantiales, Marchantiaceae. The record is from the annotation of a GenBank genome assembly.
CGAUUGAUCACACACUGGAGUUGGUGAGUCCAGCAGCUCCUCGUGCAGUUGCGGGGUGGCUCCCACCAUGGCUCAGAUGAGAGGGUAGAAGGAAACCACCGACUCUUUUCGGAAAAACAGAGGUUUAAGAUUAGCGCGAGAGAAUUAGAGGCAGGGCACAGGUUCUGAUUUGGUGCCAGAGAGCAUGACUUGACACAGGCAGGCAGUCAAGUCGACAGGCUUGUUUCAGGACGAGUUCGAGGGUUCGUCGAGCUUCGAGUGCGAAGGUAGAUUGUUCUUCAUCCAGCUGCAGUAGCCAUACUUUGAAGAUGGCGUCGGUGUUGGCAUUGCCUACUGAAUACGCCGCGAAGCUCGGACUCCGCACUCUGCACUCGAAUGUGAUUCCGGAUUUUUUGGUGCGCAUGGGCACGCGUACUCUGCUCGCAAGUCGUCUGAAGGAGAUUUACAAAUCUUCAGGGGAGGAGCAGCAAUCGGAGCUGAUGCGGUUCGUCCAAUCAUUGAAGCAAAUGCCCAUCGCCGUGAACACAAGGGAUGCCAAUGAGCAGCAUUACGAGGUUCCUACGGAGUUCUACAAGCUUGUCCUGGGAAAACACCUCAAGUACAGCUCAGCCCUCUUUCUGAAGCCUACAAAUACCCUUGAAGAAGCCGAAGAAGCCAUGUUGUCGCUAUAUUGUGAACGUGCUCAUUUAGAAGACGGCCAAUCCGUGCUGGAUGUUGGUUGUGGAUGGGGUUCACUUUCUUUGUUUAUUGCUCAGAAGUACCCCAAAAGCAGAGUUACCGGAGUGUCGAAUUCGGAGACUCAAAAGGCUUUCAUAGAUGACGAGGCGCAGAAACGAGGACUGACAAAUCUGAAAAUUGUAACUUGUGACAUAAAUACCUUUGAAGCAGAAGAACGGUUCGAGAGAGUUCUAUCGAUAGAAAUGUUCGAGCAUAUGAAGAACUACCAGAAGCUGUUGAAAAAGAUUUCAUCUUGGAUGGAACCGAGCGGACUUCUAUUUAUCCAUACUUUUACUCAUAAACUUGCGGCCUAUCAUUUUGAGAAUGAAGACGAGACAGACUGGAUGACCAGGAACUUUUUCUCGGGAGGCACUAUGGCUGCCGAUUCCCUGCUUCUGUAUUUCCAGGAUGAUGUUUCCAUUGAGAAUCAUUGGAAAGUGAACGGAAGGAACUACGCGCAGACAAGCGAGGAGUGGCUGAAGAGAAUGGAUGCCAAUAUCAAACAAAUCAGAAGUAUUUUUGCAGCGACGUACGGUGAAAAAGAAGUGACCAUGUGGAUUGUGAAUUGGCGCACAUUUUUCAUGGCCGUGGCUGAAUUGUUUGCCUACAACAAUGGUGAGGAGUGGGGCGUCUCGCACUACUUAUUCAGGAAAAGAUAAAUAUACACAGUUGCGUAUUUCUACACCGUGCACCGUUCAUUUUGGAGAUCAACGAGCUGCUUUAGUCCACAUUCUGUGUUCAGUUGUACGAAGCGUGUCUUCGAUGCUGAUCGCUGAGAUCAAUCUCAAGUCGAGUAACUACUCACUGUACAGUUAAUGGCUUUUGAGACCGAACAUGUGUUAGAGAAGUAUGCAAACUCUUGAACUGGAAGCUCGGUUAAAUCCAGUCUGAUUUCACGCUCUCCAAAUGUAGUAUCUUGAGCAUAUGGAACAUAAUCAAAGUGCGUUGAACUUCAAGGCCAGGAGUGGAUUUGGAACG